Cinclus cinclus is the source of this 1705-nucleotide messenger RNA. It is a transcript of the gene RIC8B, whose product is annotated as RIC8 guanine nucleotide exchange factor B. Gene Ontology annotation, biological process: G protein-coupled receptor signaling pathway. Gene Ontology annotation, molecular function: guanyl-nucleotide exchange factor activity; G-protein alpha-subunit binding. The transcript is spliced from 10 exons. The coding region runs from base 289 to 1632 and encodes 447 amino acids. Gene Ontology annotation, cellular component: cytoplasm; plasma membrane. Lineage: Eukaryota; Metazoa; Chordata; Aves; Passeriformes; Cinclidae. The record is from RefSeq and is a predicted model, not a curated record.
GGCGCGGAGCCGGCCCCGGAGCUGGACGCGGUGCUGGAGGCCGUGGAGGGGCGCGGCGGUGGUGGCGCGGAGGCGGUGGAGCGCGUCCUGGAGUGGUACAACGAGGAGAAUCGGGCCACUUUCAAAUUUGACCCUGCAGAUGAAGAAAAAAGAAAGAAACUGUGUGAGGGAAUUCUAAACAUCCUUGAAAAAGACACAAAAACUUCAUGUCAAGUUGCCUGCCUGGGGGCUCUCCGGAUUCUCUCAAGGGACAAGAAGGUUUUAGUGCCUGUAACCACAAAGAGGAACAUGCAGAUCCUUAUGAAGCUAGCAAAGCUGGACACUGUGGAAGAUCCUCUGGAGAGAGUAUCUGAAUUUCCUGUGAUAGUAGAAGCCUUAAAAUGCCUCUGUAACAUAGUUUUUAAUAGUUCAGUUGCACAGAAGCUCAGUUUGGAACUGAAUCUUGCAGCGAUGCUCUGCAAUCUUCUUCAGAAAUGUAAGGACCAGCAGCUGGUUGAUGACAUUAAAUGCUUUGAUUUGCGUCUCCUCUUCCUCUUGUCACUUCUGCACACAGAUAUUAGAGCACAGCUGCGUCAGGAGCUACAAGGGGUGCAGGUUUUGACUCAGGCUUUGGAGAGUUCCCUGAGUGUAAGAUGGACAGAAGAAUAUAAAGCAGCAGAAGAUCGUGACAGGCCUCCUCUAUCUUUGCAAGAGACAGAUUGUGCCAUUGAGGCACUAAAGGCUCUAUUUAAUGUAACACUUGACAGUUGGAAUGUCCACAGCAAGAAUGAAUCUCAUCAAUUUCGUUACAUGGCUGCCAUCCUUCGACACUGCUUAUUAACCACGGGCCCUACUGAAGAAAAAACUGAAGAGUUGCACAGCAAUGCAAUCAACCUCUUAAGCAAUGUUCCUGUUUCUUGCUUGGAUGUUCUUAUUAAUCCAUCGUCCCAAGAGGAAACAGAUAUAAAAUACAAUGGUAUGAAUAUGGGAGCUAUUCAGAUUUUACUGGAUUUCAUGGAGAAGAGAAUAGACAAGGGAAGCAGCUAUAGAGAAGGUCUGACUCCAGUUCUCAGUUUAUUAACUGAAUGCUGCCGAACUCACAGGAAUAUCAGAAAGUUUAUCAAAGCUCAGGUACUGCCUCCACUAAGAGAUGUCUCAAACCGUCCUGAAGUUGGCACAACAGUGAGGAACAAACUCGUGCGCCUUAUGACACACGUUGACCUUGGAGUAAAGCAAAUUGCAGCAGAAUUUCUUUUUGUUCUUUGUAAAGAGAGAGUCGAUAGCUUGUUGAAAUACACAGGCUAUGGUAACGCAGCAGGAUUGUUGGCAGCCAGGGGCCUGCUAGCUGGAGGGAGAGGAGAUCAUUGGUACUCAGAUGAUGAAGAUACAGACACAGAAGAAUACAAAUCUGCAAAGCCAAACAUUAACCUUAUCACUGGUCACCUAGAAGAACCAAUGCCCAAUCCAAUGGAUGAAAUGACAGAAGAACAAAAAGAGUAUGAAGCUAUGAAGCUUGUCAACAUGUUUGAUAAACUUUCCAGAGAUGAGCUCAUAAAGCCAAUGGGAGUGCGGCCGGAUGGGACAAUGGCUCCUUUGGAGGAAGCAGUCAGCCAGUACCAUAUCAGCAAGCAAGAGAGCUCAGAUUCAGACUAAGGCAUCACCUGCUUCACUCUCAAUUCUCCUCUAAUCCACACUUCUCCUUAGAGCCACAUCUUUUAUCCUCACA